GUUGCGCGCGGCGAGUGUUGCGCACCUUGUGAGACAGAGUUUCCGCAACAGUAGGCGGACUGCCCCCGGCCCACCGCGCGGCGCGUAUGGCGGUUCGCACCGGGUCGGAGCCGCAGCGGCGCGAGCCCGUGGUGACCUGGGUGUCUCAGCUGUUCCUGGAACACUGACUGAAGUCCUGCCCUGGCUCUUAGCUUCGGGGAUCCGCGACUAUCUGGGGACCGCUUUUGUGUUUAGAAGUCCUGAAUGGAGUGUUGGGGUUAGAACAGCCCUCUCCCAUAGUCAGCCUUACCAUUCUGCUGGUCUCCUUGCAGGCUCCUUGGGAUUAGGAGAACUGGGCAGGUCCUCCUAGGACCUUCCACAGCAAGAAGAUAUGCUAAAGGAUAUACUUCAGCAGAAAGAAUAGCAAAUGGAGAAGAAAAGAAGAGGGAAAAGAAAUAAGAUAAAUCCAGAAACAGGUAAACAAGAAAACUUACUACGAAAAAAAUAAUCCUCGGUGCUUUGUCAUAGCUGUAAUCCCUGGAGCCUAGUAUACAACUUUCAACAAAACAGUCUACAGGACAGAAGAAGCCUGAGCACAGCAUUGCUGGGUCCUCUGCUCCAGGUGCUGACAAGGACAUCUGAAGCUUACGUUUCUCAUUCGAGCUCAUGUGGAGUAGCAGGGAUCCGUUCCUGUGGUUGCAGACAGAUCUCAGAAGUUGUGGGAGAAAUAGUAAACCCAAAGUUAUUUAAGAGCGAGCUACCGACACGAGUGGUGUUUGCUUCAGCCCCUGUAAGGACGCCCAUGCUACCAGAGUGCAGCAUUUCUGCAGAACAUUCCUUUCUGCAGUCAAUAAACAUGGAUGUGAUUGCAGACACCUUGGUACUUUUGGGAAAAUUUCUAUAUUACUUUUUGGAAUCUUUGGUUUACAAGAUAAUUCCCAAGAAGAAAAAGAAUGUUGCUGGAGAGAUUGUACUUGUAACGGGAGCUGGAAGUGGACUUGGGAGGCAAUUGGCUAUACAUUUUGCCAGGUUUGGAGCCAUUUUAGUUCUAUGGGAUGUUAAUCAAGAAGGCAAUAUGGAAACUUGUCGACUGGUCAAAGAAAAGGGUGGUAAGAAAGUGUUUCCCUACACGUGUGACUGUAGAAACAGACAAGAGGUCUACAGAGUUGCUGAUCAGGUCAGGAAAGAAGUUGGUGACGUGACCAUCCUCGUUAACAAUGCUGACUUAGUCACGGGAAAGCCCUUCCUCGAUAUUCCAGAUCACAUGGUGGAAAAAUCCUUUCUUGUAAAUGCCAUCUCUCAUUUCUGGACUUGUAAGGCCUUCCUUCCUGCCAUGAUUAAAGCUAACCAUGGUCACCUGGUUUGUAUUUCAAGUAUAGCAGGAGUAGUUGGUAUUAAUGGACUAUCAGAUGAGUACUUUGUUUCACCAUAUUAUUCUGCAAGUAAAUUUGCAGGCUUUGGCUUUGCUGAAUCUCUCUUUUUUGAAUUAACUACGAUAAAGAAAACUGAAGUUAAAACCACCAUCGUGUGCCCACAUUUCAUCAACACUGGAAUGUUUGAGGGCUGUACAAGCAAGUAUCCGUUUCUGUUACCAAUUCUGGAGCAGGAGUAUGUGGCCAAAAAAAUUUUAAAUGCUAUUUUAGAGGAACAAGUUUAUUUAAUGAUAUCCAAAUUUGCAUAUAUCGGAUUGAUUCUUAAACAAAUAAUAUCUCCAAAAAUGUUGAUUGCCUUUGGUGAGUACCUUGGAAUGGACACUUGCAUGGCUUCUUUCAAAGGGAGAAAGAAAGCAAAUGAACUUCAGACUGAAACUGAAGGGAAACACCAGUAGCUCAAGACUCAAACAUGAGAAUCAAAAAGUGUUCUAAGGAUAAACUAUUCACAAUUCCUCCUAAUGCUUAAAGGAUUGCAGUCUACCAAGGAUUACUGAAGCUUUCAAAAGUGUCAAUUGUGUUUCCUGGACAUAGUUUACACACCAAUUAUUUUUCUAAGCAUUCAAGUUAUCUAUCAAGUUUUUCUUAUCAUUUUUUAGCAUUAUAAAUCAGGACAUUACAGUCUUUUCAAUGGACUUUGAACAUAAUAUGUUUAUAAAAACAUAUUAAUGCAAGUUGACCUUAAUUUAAUUUUAAAAUAGAUAAUAUAUAAUACCUUUGGAAGAGAGAUAAUUAUAAAUAAUGACCUUAUAAGUCAGUUUUUUAUUUUGAUAAUUUUUAAACAUCAGCUUUAAAGGUACAUAUUAGUUUCAUAAUUAAGAAAAAUAAUGUUUGCCUCACAAAGUAAAGGCAUAUUUGUGUUGCCUAUUCAUUCCUAAUAGAAUUAGAUGUUCAUUUCAAGACCCUUAGUGGGAUUGAACCUGAAUAUUUGAUAAAACAUAUCUGUAACUUAUCAUUUCUUUUGCAUCUGAAUAUGUCAAACUUUUAGCUCUUUUACUCCACUAAAAAAAAGUACAAAUUAGAAUUAUAUACACUAUUGGUUUGAAAAUGAAACAUUUUCAUACUUAAUUCAACAGAGUGCCAUUUUAACUGAUGUAUUUGAAUACAUGACAUAACCUUUCUUUUAAAAUCCUUUAUCCUCAUGAGAAAUGGCCACAACAUAUGCCACCUAUGUGGCAAACAUUCCUAACAAUCUCACCUCUGGGCUGGGAAUAGUUCUUGAGCUGUAAUCACCAUACAAUAGUCUAGCUUUAUCUCCACUGGGCUCCAGACCUACUGAGUAAUGGUAACAUCAAAAACUGAAAUUUCAAGUAAAGUAAAGCACAUAUUCAGUUAACCAAAAAGUGAGCACUCAUUUUAUCAGAUCUAUCCUAGUAUUAGAGACAUAAUAUUUCUAUGUUCAUGCAAAUAAAAAGCAUAGUUUAACUUGAGAUGAAAAAAGUGAGAAAAAAAUUUUAAUACAGAAAUAAAACAUUCUAAACAAGCAAUAUUUGUAAGAAAAUGAAACUUAUCUUUUAACGGGCGUGUGAGUAAAACCUUUCUAAAAUU
Pan troglodytes (chimpanzee) is the source of this 2957-nucleotide messenger RNA. RefSeq names its product short-chain dehydrogenase/reductase family 16C member 6-like. The transcript is spliced from 12 exons. NCBI's taxonomy places the organism in Eukaryota, Metazoa, Chordata, Mammalia, Primates, Hominidae. Gene Ontology annotation, cellular component: lipid droplet. Bases 782 to 1807 code for a protein of 341 amino acids. Gene Ontology annotation, molecular function: oxidoreductase activity, acting on the CH-OH group of donors, NAD or NADP as acceptor. The record is from RefSeq and is a predicted model, not a curated record.